AUAUGGGUUGGUAAUUUGUCGUUUAAGACGACGGAUAGGAUGGUGCGGAGCUUUUUUAAGGAUGCUGGGAGGGUCACUCGUGUCCGUAUGCCAGUGCAGAAAGGGGGUAGUGCCAGCCAAUCCCAGAAUCGAGGGUUUGCAUACGUCUAUUUUGACAGCAAGGAAGCCAAGCAAGAAGCUAUAUCGUACUCUGAACGUGAAUUGGACGGCAGACGUCUAUUAAUUAAGGAUGGAACCGACUUUUCUGGAAGGCCGCAACCUGAUCCACUUGCGCAGAAGGCACUCCAGAAACAACAGUCUUCACCUGGGUAUUUUCUCUUCGUUGGCAACCUUCCCUUUGAGGCUACUGCUCAGAGCCUACGUGAAUUCUUUGGGGCCCACGAACAAUCACGCAACAUGGAUGGGAUAGGUCAAUUCCCAGACAGCGGCAGGUGUAAAGGGUGGGCGCUUCUGGAAUAUUCGUCAGAACAGGAAGCCACCGCUGCGCUGAAUGAUCCAAGGAAUCAUGUUAUGGAUGGCCGUAACCUUGUGGUUGAAUUCUCCAAUCCCGAAGCG
This is a messenger RNA of Cantharellus anzutake, 555 nucleotides long. RefSeq lists its product as uncharacterized. The transcript is spliced from 5 exons. Gene Ontology annotation, molecular function: RNA binding. NCBI's taxonomy places the organism in Eukaryota, Fungi, Basidiomycota, Agaricomycetes, Cantharellales, Hydnaceae. The record is from RefSeq and is a predicted model, not a curated record. The annotation marks the transcript as partial.